UCCCAACUUCGGAAAAGUUCAUUCGUGAUUGUUUCUCGUCCACGCAGGACAAGACUUUCUUUAGACAUUUUGUGAGGAGAUUGUUCCAUCUCAAGCAAGAUGAAGUUUUUAAUAGGAGUACUGUGUGUGAUUGCCUUCGCGUCAAUUGCCGAGUCGGCACCAAGACGCAGCUGCAAGAGUAAUUUUCGCAGGUGUUUGAACAGGUUGGAGGAGGGCGAAAUACACACGGGCAAGGUCUGUGGUACAGACGGAACCACAUACAUCAAUGCAUGCAAGCUGGCCCUCAAAAAAUGUGAGGGUCAGACUUCGGCCACCGUAAAACACACCGGACGAUGCCCCGCUAACCUAAACCUAAAAGGUCAAAACCCUGAAACCGUCAGACAAACAUGCCCAAGAACCUGCAGAAAUGCCCGUCAUGUGCAAGUGUGUGGUUCCGAUGGAAAGAAAUACGCUUCAGAGUGUAUGGUCUUGCAGAAGAGCUGCAAGAGCAGGCGGCACCGAAACCUACACGUCGUGUCACGUUGGCCUUGCGUCCAAGGAGCUCAAAACCAAGGCGUAGGUAGUACAGACUUCUUCACGGGCAAUGGACAAAAUGAAGGUGGCGAGCAAAAUGAAGGUGGCGAACAAAAUGAAGGUGGCGAGCAAAAUGAAGGUGGCGAGCAAAAUGAACGUGGUGACCAAUCUGAAGCUGGUGAACAAAAUGAAGGUCGCGAGCAGUCAGAGGGUGGCGAGCAAAAUGAAGGUCGCGAGCAGUCAGAGGGUGGCGAGCAAAAUGAAGGUGGCGAGCAAUCUGACAAUGGUGAACAAAAUGAAGGUGGCGAGCAAUCCGAAGGUGGCGAGCAAAAUGAAGGUGGCGAGCAGAAUGAAGGUGGCGAGCAAUCUGAAGCUGGCGAGCAAAAUGAAGGUGGCGAUCAAAAUGAGGGUCGUGACCAAGACGCCAGGAACUUCAGGCAGGAAGGGAAAGGGGAUGGUUUUGAUGCCAGUUCCUUCCUUGCACCUGCUGAGCAGUUUUUCCCUGACCUCCCUGGGUCGAGUGCUGGUACCGGCGGCGGACCUGGAGGACCUGGAGGACCUGGAGGACCUGGAGGACCUGCUGGUGGAGAAACAGAGUCAGAUGAAUCGUCGGAAGUAGCCGAAUCAGAGGCAUCCGAGGCCCCUGAAUCCGAGGCCGCUGAAUCUGAGGCCGCUGAAUCUGAGGCCGGGGCAGAAGGAGGUGAGGGUGCUGCUAGCCAAGUUCAAUCUUCUGACGCUGAGCCGGCCGAAUCCGAGGUCGAAUCCGAGAACGAAUCAGAGAACGAAUCUGAGAACGAAUCUGAGAACGAGGGUGUUGCUAGCCAAGUUCAAUCAUCUGACGCUGAAUCCGAAACAGAAUCAGAGAACGAAUCUGAGAACGGGGGUGUUGCUAGCCAAGUCCAAUCUUCUGACGCUGAAUCCGAGAACGAAUCCGAGAACGAAUCUGAGAACGGAUCCGAGAAUGCGCCCGGUAAUUGGAAUGGACCUGCGAAUCAGAACCAGGGGUCUCAAGGUGGAUCAGAUUAUUCCGAUUACGAGGAACCAGAAUCUGAAGAGGAUGACUGAACAUUAUAAGGAUAUUGUAGAGGGACAUUCGAAUAUAUCAAGUCAAACUAUUUCUAACAAUAAUUUCUGAACGUUAAAACUGAGGAGUGUUUCAUCCUGAAUGGGUUUACCCUCACUAUUCCUUUCACUGAAUUUUGGUGCCCGUUUAAUAUAACCCCCUUCUUGGCAAACUUUAUAAUUAAAAACCAUAUUGAGCUUGAAUGUCAUAAAUCAUUCAGAAGAAUGGAGUUCGAAGCGAAUUCAUAGAUGCACAUUGCAACCGGGCUUAAAUUACCUACAUAAUGUUCUGUCCAAUCUAUCCUUUAGUUUGCGUCUUGCAUAAUUGUAUGUGUAGACUUAUUCUUUUUCGUAAGAUGGAAACAGGUACAUGGAAACAUGUGUUUCCUACACAAACUUUGAAUUAACAAUUUUCUCCCUUUAAAUAUAAACCCAUAUACUCCCCUAAAGAUUUAUAGACUGAAGUUUACUCUAAACGAUAGAUGAGCCAAUCGUAUUGUCUAAAGCAAAAUGUGCUUACAUCAGAUGUCCAAGUUUGACUCGAGCUAAAAUCGUUUCGGAGUAUUUUUUUGUUUUUUCAUGACACUGUUAAUAAAGCGACCAGUGCCUUUGGAUUUGGUUGUAAAAAUCGUUUAUUUAAAAAAAAUAAUAAUAAUAAAAAUCUUAACAACAAACAAGUCCUCCCAUGUUCCACGUUCGAACCCCCACAGUGUCAACAUUUGCAAAAAAAUAAAUUAUAGUUCAUUAUAGUCAUGUAGGGCUAAUCUAUACAUUUUGCACAUAAUAUUGAUAUUGGGAAUACACAUGUAACACUUUCUUUGAAUAUUAAAAAAAAAUUAAAACAGCAAAAUUAAUGGUUA
Molecule: messenger RNA, 2435 nt
Organism: Asterias rubens (European starfish)
Lineage: Eukaryota; Metazoa; Echinodermata; Asteroidea; Forcipulatida; Asteriidae
Exons: 4
Coding region: 100-1578 (492 amino acids)
Biological process (GO): cell differentiation; multicellular organism development
Molecular function (GO): protein binding
Source: RefSeq, a predicted model, not a curated record